Myotis lucifugus (little brown bat) is the source of this 1338-nucleotide messenger RNA. It is a transcript of the gene SLA, whose product is annotated as Src like adaptor. Gene Ontology annotation, molecular function: protein binding. The record is from RefSeq and is a predicted model, not a curated record. Lineage: Eukaryota; Metazoa; Chordata; Mammalia; Chiroptera; Vespertilionidae.
AGAGAGGAGCCUGCUCAGCACUCGCUGAAAACAGGAACCUGCCCCUCCGCGGGGCCCGCGCCUCCUCGUUCUCGCAGAGGAAGUGUGUGGCAUGUUUAGCAACUGCUGCUCUUCUCGAUAGCAUGGGCUUGUCUACACCCCGCGGAGGCCCGGCCGCCCGCUCACUCCGCGGGAGCAGCAGCGGCUGACGGAGAGGCCGUGACGGGGACCCUCGCCCGCUACUCCCCGGGGCCACCAUGUCCAGCCUUUGAAGAACUCGCGCUGCGUACGCGUAACCAACAUUCACGGAUCUCGUCGCCACGUAAAAACAGCCACCUUUCAAGAAGCGAGCUGCCUGGCGCGGGAGGCGCGAUGUACCCUAAACUGGGUCACUCUCCCCCCGGCGGGCUGGGCGCGUGGCUGACGCUCCGUGUGUCUCCCCUGUGCCGCAGGCUCCGCGCGUCCUCCGCAGCCCGGGCAGCGAGGGAGAUGGGGAACAGCAUGCGAUCCGCCCCGGCACCACCCGAGCCCGAGAGGCCUCUGCCCUGCUCAGACGGACUGGACAGCGACUUCCUGGCCGUGCUGACCGAUUACCCAUCUCCUGACAUCAGCCCCCCAAUAUUCCGCCGAGGGGAGAAGCUGCGUGUGAUUUCUGACGAAGGGGGCUGGUGGAAAGCCAUUUCCCUCAGCACCGGGCGUGAGAACUACAUCCCCGGGAUCUGUGUGGCCAGAGUUUACCAUGGCUGGCUGUUCGAAGGGCUGGGCAGAGACAAGGCCGAGGAGCUGCUGCAGCUGCCCGACACGAAGAUCGGCUCCUUCAUGAUCCGGGAGAGCGAGACGAAGAAAGGCUUCUACUCGCUCUCGGUGCGGCACCGGCAGGUCAAGCACUACCGCAUCUUCCGCCUGCCCAACAACUGGUACUACAUCUCUCCGCGGCUCACCUUCCAGUGCCUGGAGGACCUGGUCAACCACUACUCCGAGGUGGCCGACGGCCUGUGCUGCGUGCUGACCACACCCUGCCUCACCCAGAGCACCGCUGCCCCGGCCGUGACCUCCGACUCGCCCGUCACCCUGCGCCAGAAGACCCUGGACUGGAGGAAGAUGUCCAGGCUGCAGGAGGACCCCGAGGGCGCAGGGAACCCACUGGGCGUGGACGAGUCCCUCUUCAGCUACGGCCUGCGGGAGAGCAUCGCCUCCUACCUGUCCCUGGCGGGCGACAGCGGCGCGCCCCUGGACCGCAAGAAGAAGAGCAUCUCCCUGCUGUACAGCGGGAGCAAGAGGAAGAGCGCCUUCUUCUCGUCGUCGCCGCCCUACUUCGAGGACUAGCCCAGGCCGGACGGGCAGCCGCACGGGGUGCCC